This is a messenger RNA of Pelecanus crispus (Dalmatian pelican), 693 nucleotides long. RefSeq names its product mast cell protease 1A. Gene Ontology annotation, biological process: proteolysis. Gene Ontology annotation, molecular function: serine-type endopeptidase activity. NCBI's taxonomy places the organism in Eukaryota, Metazoa, Chordata, Aves, Pelecaniformes, Pelecanidae. The record is from RefSeq and is a predicted model, not a curated record.
AUGUGCCAGCCCCAGCCACUGCUGGCCCUGCUGCUGCUGCUUUCCUGCCCGUGGGCCAGCGCCAGUGCUCUACAGGCUCAGAUUGUGGGGGGCCAUGAGGCUCAGCCCCACUCCCACCCUUACAUGGCAUACCUGCAGGUUGGGAAUUUUGCCUGCGGAGGCUUCCUGGUGGCCCCUGACUGGGUGAUGACAGCUGCACACUGCAUGGGGAAUGUCACAGUCAUCCUGGGGGCUCACAACGUCUACCAACGAGAAAGGACCCAGCAGAAACGGGAAGUUCUCCAAUACCACCAGCACCCUGAAUACAACCACGACACCUUCUCUAACGACAUCAUGCUGCUCAAGCUGACAGAAAAGGCCACUCUCAAUGCCUACGUCAAGACCAUUCCACUGCCCAAGACCAGCAGCGGCCUCUCCGCGGGCACCAGGUGCAGCAUAGCCGGGUGGGGCCUGACCGAUGAAGGCUGGUUGACCGGCAAGCUCUUUGAAACCAAAGUCUCCACCUACAGCCACAGGAAAUGCAUCCGCAGCUUCCACAAGCUCAGGGACUCCAGCAAGGGAGAUUCUGGUGGGCCCCUGGUAUGCAAUAAGGUGGCACAAGGCAUCGUUUCCUUCGGGCGCAGCAACGCGCCCGGGGUCUACACCCGCAUCUUCAACUACCUGCCCUGGAUCAAAAAAAUUCUGGAGAAGUAG